This is a messenger RNA of Hypoxylon trugodes, 2458 nucleotides long. RefSeq names its product Cullin repeat-like-containing domain protein. Gene Ontology annotation, cellular component: exocyst. Gene Ontology annotation, biological process: exocytosis. The coding region runs from base 531 to 1967 and encodes 478 amino acids. NCBI's taxonomy places the organism in Eukaryota, Fungi, Ascomycota, Sordariomycetes, Xylariales, Hypoxylaceae. The transcript has 3 exons. The record is from RefSeq and is a predicted model, not a curated record. Gene Ontology annotation, molecular function: phosphatidylinositol-4,5-bisphosphate binding.
GUAAUUUUUUAAGUGCUAGGUUUCGAUUUCAAGGUGAGAUCGGUCUGGUAAAUCUGGUGGUUUAGCGUCAAACGAUUGGUGUGAUGAACUAAACCGGUGAAGCGUUAUCAGUACGCCGAUGCACUGUAGCAUAAUUCAGUGGCCUAAGCACAGCGGAAUCAGCCGAAGGGGAUACCUAGACGAACCUAGACGAACCUUAACUGGCCCCCAAAUCUACUAAAACCCACCUACAAGACACCCACCCCGUUCUUUCUGUAGUCUGUAGCCUGUAGCGCGGUUGCUGUUGCCGUCAUCCUUACGACUACCUACUUCCUUCCCCUACAUUGGAUCUUGGUUGGGUACCUUGGUUUAUUUCUGUGCGGCGACGGACCCGAGCACUACCUUAGAAACUUAAACUGAACAUCAACUUUCCCGCCGUAACCGUAUUUUGCGAUCGCGACGCUCGUUAUUCUCCGAUCUUUGGGCACCACGCACGAGUGACGAUUUAGUCACACCCUCGACGAAGCGACCGAGUAACCAAGUAAGGGAAUAUGGCUGUAGGACUUGUUAACGGCCGUCAUGCGGCUGACGAAGAAGCUCGCGCCGAGGUCGACGUACUUAACUCGAGACUAGAAAAGACGACUCAAUUGACCAAAAAGAUUCAAGCAUGUCUGGGGAGAUUGGAAGCUACUGGGAAGAGUGUGCGGGAUGUUUCAGGUCCUCUUAAUGGCGAGACGAAGACAUUGCAAACACUGGGGAAUAACAUAGAAGCUGUUAUUGGAGCUAUAGAGCGCCUUCGCCAACCUGCGGAUUCAAAAAGCGACGAAGAAGCGAUUAUUCGACAGGGCCCUGAAAAGGCUGGCCUUUCCAACUACCUGAACUCGAUCAAACGAUUAAACAAGGCCUUUACGGAUAUGAAAGCUUCGAACCUACGUGCGAAUCAGCAGACUAUGGCUGACCUCCAACGAUUAAUCAAGUCUGGUAACACCCAACUUGAAAAUUCGUUCGACAAGAUGCUACGAGCGGAGACGCCGCGCUCGAUUGAACCGCUGCAAUACACAACCAAAAAUACGCCAUUCCCCCUGCUGACCCAGGACAAGAUUUCGCGGUUAAGCCUAAUGAAUUCCUACGUAGCCGGCAACUCGUUAUCCGAGAACCCGCUAAUCAAAAUCUAUGCCGACGUAAGAGGGCAAUAUCUAUCGCAGACUCUAGUCAACCUUGCAUAUGCAAGUAUCAAUACGGCGAGGAAAAAGAGCUCCGAUACCAUCUACCGGGCCGGUACCAAUGGGAUUGGCAUGUACGCUCAAGCGAUGGAAGGCUUGUUCGUUGCCGAAUACGACAACAUCUGCAACAUAUUUAUGCGACAAGACUGGGGCCCGGCUUUUCAGAUGACCUGUCAAGCCCCGCUGGCUGAAUUGGCUCGAACGAUCCGCGAAAUCAACAAUCACAUCAAAAACCAUCUUAACACCGAUUGUUAUCUUGCAUAUGAGGUCACCGAGAUAAUGUCCAAUCUGUCUAAUAAUAUCGAGGAACGCACGGGUGAGCUCAAAUCUACCUUGGCUGCUGCGCUAAAACCUGUUCGCGAGACAGGCAAGUCUUCACUUGCCGAGCUACUCGAGGACACGAAGCGGAAGGUGGGGGGAAUGCAAGCCCUCCCUUCGGACGGUUCUCCAGUACCCAUUGUCUCAGAGACGAUGCAACGUUUGCAGACCAUGGUUGACUUCCUCCGCCCAAUAUCCAGCAUUAUGAUAUCGUUAGGCGACGGUGGCUGGAAGUCGGCUGCGGCGGCGAAUACUAGUACGGAUGGCAUCCCUAGCUUGGCGUCGUUCGAUAUCGGCGCGGAUGGCAAGGAGAUAUUCGCGCAUUAUUGCACUGACACGAUAGAUGCAUUAAUGUCGGCGCUCGAGCAGAAGGCGAGGAUGUUGCUAAAAGGGAAAUCCGUUAUACUGACGCGUUCAAAGACGUCUCAAUGCAUCUGCUUGACGUGAUCCACACGAGCCGGUCUCAACGACCACCCUCUGGAUCUUCAGAAUCGGCAUCGAUUCUGAAGGGACUCAGCAGCAAGGAUAAGGACAGCAUCAAGGGCAAGUUCCAACUCUUCAACUCAUCUUUCGAUGAGCUAGUAUCUCGGCAUAAGUCGUAUAGUAUGGAACGCGAAGUGAGGCAAAUGUUCGCCAAGGAUAUGCAACAGAUGUUGGAGCCUCUUUACAAUCGGUUCUGGGAUCGGUACCACGAAAUAGACAAAGGCAAGGGCAAGUACGUCAAGUACGACAAGUCGUCCAUCGCUGCAGUUUUCUUGAGCCUCUAUUGAUAGGCUGCCGAGACAUCUGCCGACUGCUGGAACAUGCUGGAACACAUAAUUGAGCUGAACCAUUUGAACGUCGCAAAAUGUCCCAGGCAGAUCCUACACAAGUCUCGUAUGCGGCGAUCAUCAGAUGAUUUCUCCGGGUAUGCCACAAUAUAACCCAGGAUCGCAGCU